This is a messenger RNA of Rubroshorea leprosula, 2648 nucleotides long. Lineage: Eukaryota; Viridiplantae; Streptophyta; Magnoliopsida; Malvales; Dipterocarpaceae. The record is from the annotation of a GenBank genome assembly.
AUUCAGAAAACCAGACCAGUAGAUGUGUGUAAAUAAUAAGUCACGUGCAACCCCAAUAACACGUGACAGUAAAAGCCUUUCAUAUACAACACAUGACGGGAGAGCCGAUGUUGGAGGUGGUAUUUUGGAAGAGAUGAGAUUGAGAUGCAUCCACCCUCUGCUCUCAUGUCUCAUCAACUCCAACUAUGGCCUCUUAUCAAGCAAAGGCAACUUCUCUUGGUGGAGCAGCAAAGCAAAAGAAAAAUGAGACUCAGCUAGGGCCAGAUUUGAUUGACAAUAAUCUUGUUUUUGUUUCAAUUUAUAUGUCUUUUAUUUAUUGGAUGGAUUUGGUUUUGUGCUGAUUUCAUUUGGUAAUUUGUUUUGUGUUGUAAUUAAGUUGUCAAGCAUGUUGUGUUAUGGGAUUUUUACUCUAUUUGAUUGAUAUAGUGUGACUCUUAUCAAUUUGAAAUGUAAUUUUUGUAAUUCCUUUUGUGUUUGAUAUAUUUUUGUGAUUUCAAAUUCCCUUUGCUUUGCUGACUUGAGCAUUGAAUUGAAGCACACUCUGGCAGCCCUUCAUCGUCGGCCUUGUUUCACUUUUUGAACGGUAAAGAGUGUUCGGUUUAGGAAUCAUCAAAACAGAAGAGGCAGGGCAUGGUGGAAAAUUAUAGCUUUAAAGUAAUUGCUCAGCUCUCAUGAAUUCCUGGUAAGUAUAUUUUGACUUGUUUACUGCAUUUCAUUCUCUUCAUUUUUUCUUUUGCUUGUUCCCUAAAGUUUUAUUGGUUGGUUAUUUGAUGGUAAUUGUAUUAAGUAGGCCAAAAUUUUCAAAAAGUAAGUUUAGCGGAAUUGUGGAUAAUAAGAUUGGUUAAUAUCUAUGGAUAAGACACCAUUUUUCUUUUAUUAUUCCAUUUCACUUUCUUCAUUUUUUUCUUAAUUUUGGGUUUUAUUGCAUUUUUGUGACCUAUACAUUUUCUUUAUAAAUUGGUUUCUAGGUUUAACUUAAAUUAAGCACCUUUUGAUAGUUGAGUCAAUUAGCUCAAGCUCAAGGUCUUCGUUUCCUUGGGUUUUGGUUGCUUCAAUGCCUAAAUUGUUUCUUACAUACACAUUACUGGAGUGCUUCCAAUAGUUAAACCUUUUCUUUCUAUGGAGCUACAUUUUAUGCUCUUAACUAGCAUAUUUCUUCCUUCUUUCAUUUCACUUGUUGCAGAUGCGUGGAUUUAUGCUCAUGAAGAGGUUGAAGGUGGAGAAGUUGGUGAUAAUGUUGAUGAUGUUAAUUUUAAUGGUGAAGAGAGAUUCUAAUGGUAAAGUUAGUGGGAAAAGGGGGAUAGUUUUCAAUUUGUGGGGCGAAGACAAGUUUGAAGAUGCCAUCAAAUUUUCUUUCUAUGAACCUACCAAAAAUUGUUAUGGAAAGAAACUUCAGUUGAUAGCAGAGAAGCACAAAUAGUGAAAGGUGUUUUCUAUUGAGAAUAAAAAUCAGAUAUAUAUAUAUAUAUAUAUUUAAUGAUAUGAUUCUGACCACUGAUCAAUGAUUGUGAAUUUGUAGAACCCUUCAAUGCCUUCACCUCUUCCUCUUGAACCAGUUGCUCUCAACUAUGUUUGUGAUGAUGCAAUUCAUGAUAUCUCUUGCUACAGUUACUAGACCCACUAAGAAUGUUCAAAUUAUCUUGGGAAUUGCAAAGCAAAGAUAGGGGGAUUGGUCAUGGAAGUUGAAUUUAAUCAGCAGUAGGAGGUAUAUCAAGGAGAUUGAAUUGACACAUGUAGACUUUUACAAUUUUCACUCAUGUUUUCUUUGGAACAUACGGCACAGGAAGUGAAGCAAAAUAGAGGCUUUAGCAAGAGGUAACUUGCAUUUGAUGUUAUGUUUUGUUGAUUACUCAUCAUAUCCACGUAGUGGUCUGUUUCUGUUGCCUUUGAUGGUCUAUUAGCCUUUCAUUCAUGCCAUGACAGUCUAGAAUUUUUUAUUUUUUGUUUUGCAGAUCGACCACCAUUUGCCUCAGUUGUUCAUAAUGAUAUACUGAUUUAUCUAGAAAAGUUGAUGUACAUUACCUUUUCAUCAUUCUUAGGAUUGGUUUAGUGCUUUUUCUGGAAUGUCACAGCUGCUACUGUAGCAUACAUCAAAGGGGAUGGAUGGAGGCCAGGCGGUAAUGAGACUGCUUCGGUGAAUACCUAUCCAAUCCAAGAAGCAUCAUACUGGGGAAUUGGAUCUGGUCUUGCCAUCAUGGAGAUAGUUUGCAACAUCUUACAAAAACGAAAGAUCAACCACCAUAGUUUUGAAAUUGUCAGAAAAUUAGAAAGAUGCUCAUAUCUGUUUAUGGUGAAUGGAAGGGCAAACUCUUGACAAGGAAUAGAGAUCUUAUCUUGAAAAUUUUAUUGAUUGUUUUCACUGGUGCUUACUUACCGGGACUAAAUGAUACGUGGAAUGAUAUUUUGUAUGCAUAUUUGUUGAACGGUUGUGAAAAUCUUGGUGAUCUGAACUCCUUGGAAAUUAAGAAGGCUUGCAACCAUCCAAAUCUGCCGCCCCUCGUAAUUUGUUAGGCCUAGUUAAUUUGGUUAAUUUGCGUCAAACUUCAAUUUUUUCUUCAAAAGCCUAAAGGUGCAUCAUCUUCGAUCUUGGUUUUUUUAAUUAGUUCUCUUUAAAGUAUAUACAAACACAAUGAAAACAUCAAAGUUUU